Messenger RNA from Dromaius novaehollandiae (emu), 6588 nucleotides. It is a transcript of the gene HACD1, whose product is annotated as 3-hydroxyacyl-CoA dehydratase 1. The transcript is spliced from 7 exons. NCBI's taxonomy places the organism in Eukaryota, Metazoa, Chordata, Aves, Casuariiformes, Dromaiidae. Gene Ontology annotation, biological process: fatty acid elongation; sphingolipid biosynthetic process; very long-chain fatty acid biosynthetic process. The record is from RefSeq and is a predicted model, not a curated record. The coding region runs from base 291 to 1022 and encodes 243 amino acids. Gene Ontology annotation, molecular function: 3-hydroxyacyl-CoA dehydratase activity. Gene Ontology annotation, cellular component: endoplasmic reticulum membrane.
GCGGUCAUGCCGGGGCGGACGGCCGAGGCCCGGGGCCCCCCGUGAGGCCCUGCCCGGCUGGGGGCCGCGCCGCCCCGCGGGCGCGCCGCGACCCGGGGAGUCGCCGGGCGGAGGAGGAGGAGCGCGGCGCGCCAUGUGAGCAGCGGGCGGCGGGCAGCGGCUCCCGCCGAGGACAGAUGGGGUGAGAGACAGCGCGAGGUCCAGCUGUCAGCGCGGCCGCAGCCCCGCCGCGGAGGGAGCCCCUCCUCCCCGCGGCUGUGCGCCUCGCGCUCCCGGGCCGCGGGGAAGCCAUGGCGGCCAGCGAGGAGAACGGGGGCGGCAACGGCUCGGUGGAGGAGAAAGAGAACGGCAAGAAGAGGAGGCUGGGCGCCGUGGCCACCGCCUGGCUCAUCUUCUACAACGUCGCUAUGACCGCGGGGUGGCUGGUGUUGGGUAUUGCCAUGGUGCGGUUUUAUAUGCAGAAAGGAACACACAAAGGCUUAUUCAGAAGUGUUCAAAAGACGCUUAAAUUUUUCCAGACAUUUGCUUUGCUUGAGGUAGUCCACUGUGCAAUUGUUCACACCUCCGUGCUUGUGACUGGGGUCCAAGUGAGUUCAAGAAUCUUCAUGGUGUGGUUCAUUACACAUAGUAUAAAACAGAUCCAGAAUGAGGAGAGCGUUAUUCUUUUUCUGGUCGUAUGGACUGUGACAGAGAUUACUCGAUAUUCCUUCUACACAUUCAACCUGCUCAACCAUUUGCCAUACUUCAUUAAAUGGGCCAGAUACAACUUUUUUAUCAUUUUGUAUCCUGUUGGAGUUGCAGGUGAACUGUUAACUAUAUAUGCUGCCUUACCAUAUGUGAAGAAAACAGGAAUGUUUUCACUGAGACUUCCCAACAAAUAUAAUGUUUCUUUUGACUACUAUUACUUCCUUAUUGUUAUCAUGUUCUCCUAUAUACCACUAUUUCCACAACUCUACUUCCACAUGCUACGGCAAAGAAGAAAGGUGCUUCAUGGAGAAGUGAUUGUAGAAAAGGAUGAUUGAAUCAACCCCUGUAACUAUGGUGCUUUUAAUGGAAAAAUGAGGGUAAAAACCCAAAACUUCCUGUGAUUUUUCUGAGUCCAAGUUUUAAAACAUGGAACAAGAAUAAACAACUGUGUAUAAAAUAAAAUGGAUUCUAUUAUUUUUACAAUUUAACAUAUCUUCAAACUUACCUUUUCAUUCUUGGUUUCACCUUUGAUUUUAACUGUUCAUUUCUUCAGACAAAUUAUUUUCUUAUUUUCAAUAGGUUGACAAAUAGCUUUAACAAAUGGAAUAGUUGGCUAAUGUGCUUUCUAAUUAUGAAACCUGUAGUUGUCAUCAAGAAAAAGGAGAGUUAACGAGUCGUACUGACAGUGAGUCUUCUGCAAAACAGAGCAUAAAUUAGGUAACGAUGUUUUUCAUAGACUAGGUGGCGUAAUGUUAUUUUUCUUAAUUUAAUAUGUUAAAUCCUUCAUUUUUAUCAACAUUCAGUAUAUCUUGAGCCUCUGGGAAAGUGUCAUUAGAAGCAGUUAGUUUAAACUAAAGCUGAGUUCAUAAUUAUGUUGGACUUGAAUCGGUCAGCUUUAUGUUAAAUAAUACCUUUACAUUAUAAGUACUGUCAGCACAUUCAACAUUCUUUGAGUUAUAGGAUCAUAUCAUAGAAUUCCAGAAGUAUUUCUGAAAAGAGCUGAAUUCUUGACUGUCAGUGCAAAUUUAGAUCUCUCUGUACUCUCAUUUGUAGUUUAACAGAAAUGUAGAAUAGUAGAUGUAGUAUUUUCUGGUUAAGAAUUUGUGCUGAGGGGUAGUCUUGAUGUGCCUACCUUUUGCUAGCCAGUGACUGAACUGGGACUUGUUUGUUAGGUAAAACUGAUUGUCAGCGUGGUUGCUAUUCUAAGUUCAAAUAUGUAUGCAGAAAAAUUAUGGCAUUAUAUUUAGAAACUGUAGCUAUAGUGAGAUAUUUUAUUUUUUAUAAUUAUCUAAGUGGGAUAAAAUGUAUUUGAAAUGCUUUCUAAAAAUAGAAAUUGUGCUCUGAAUCAUCCCAUUAUGCAAUUUUUAUUUCUCCCUCCCAAAUAAUUUUUUAUAAUGCGAUGACCUAAUCCUAUUUAACAUCUUCAGUAAUCUGCAAGAGGUGUCUACCAUACACUAUACAAUACCUGAGUGGGAGAAGUCCAGUAGCAGAUAGAUUAAAUAUAGACAAGAAUGAGAUACAACCUAAGAGAUCCAAAGACAACGUAGUGCAUUUGAGGAAACUUGGAUGCUUAGUGAGAGAGAGAAGUUUGGAAUGCAGUAAUGUGGUAAGAAGCCUUGGUAGUAUAGGCAAUAAAGUUGCUUCUGGCAUCACUAAUGUCGAAAGAAGAAUGUGUAUAUAGAUGUGCUGUGUCAAGCAGCUGGAAAUAAUACUCUUAAUGUGACUGCUGAGGUUACCUCUGGAAUAUUGUUGUACAUUCUGGGUACCUCAGGAGUCGAGAGUUGAGUCAAUCUUCAGAAAGGUCUGGGAACAAGAACAGAAUUGAUUGAAGUGAAAAAGAAGUAGGAAAGUUUGAGUCAUUAAAUAUGUAUAGCUUUAUGUUAUGUGACAAAUACAUGUAAAGGAAGAAGGCUUACUAGUAUGAGGGUGUAACUAAAAUGGAUUAUGUAAAAUUGAAACAAGGUAAGUAUCAGGAAAUAAAAAUAAAUUCAGGAAAAUAAAUAGUUUAAGGAAAAGAUCCUGUCAGAGAGCUCAGUUAGGUCCUGGAAUGAUGCUGCAAAGCUUAUCAAUGCAUGCAAUUUCUUGGAAGGCUUUAAGUUAGAUGUAAUGUAAUAUUGGAAGAUAAUCUUGCUUUGGUAGGAGUUUGAACUACAUACUUGAAUAGGCGGUUGCCAUUUCUAGCUUCUAUGAUUCUAUAAUAAUACAACUUUUUUUUUUUUUUUAAGUGUAGAUGCACCUUUUCUGGUGCAUCUGAUAAUUUAAUUAAAAAGCAAGGAUUUACCAUAUCCCUAUCCUCCCAAUUCUAUUUCGUGCCUUAGAUUUGUGAUAUUUAUACAUCUCUGUUAUAUAUAAAUUAGUUCCCUUUUAAAUGACAGGUGCACAGUGGACUUGAGAUGGAAUAACUGUAUUUCUGACAGUUUGAGAAUGUGUAAUCUUUGUACAUUUUAGAAAAAAUCUCAUGCAAGGUGCUUUAAAUUAUUAAAUUACUUUUUAAUAUAAAGCUGGAAUUAUUAAAAGCUUCAAAUAUAAACCACAUUAACAGUACUGAUUCACAGAAUGCUUACUUGUAUUGCACAUGUUCAGACUAGCAGUUGUAUUUGUCCAAAGUGCUCAGUAUACUAUGUUAUAAACUUUGCUUGCAUUUUAGUCCAGUAGAGCAUCAAAGCAGCUCUUAGAAACAUUUCUCAGUUAGCAAGCAGAAGAAUUUAAUGAAAUAUAAGUAAAUAAGAUUAGAUUACGUUAUUUGUCUCUUUUUACUGUCAGUGCAGCCCACUGAAGACCAUGGCUAUCAAUUUAUUGAAAAUGCAUUGGAUACUUUAAGGAUCUGAUUUUGAAAUCCUUUAUUGGAUGAGUGUUUCCCACAGAUACUAUUCCUGUAAUCAUAAAAUGAAUAUCUGAGCUAUAAUAUUGUAUUACUAAUGUUGCAUUUGUUCUGAGUGUGGUUUAAGGACAUUAUCAUAUGGAAUUCAAAGAGCCAUUUUUAUAUACUUUUGUACUUGUGACAUGAAAAAAAUACAGCACUUUUCAUUAUAGUCUUGUUUUUGGACUUUUAUAACGCAGCUGUAUACAAGGUAAUGAUACAACUUUUAAAGUGAUUUACAGUUGCAGUAGAGUCUUGCUAAAUGACAUUUGAAUAAAACUACAGCUAACAAUGAUGUACAGUAUUGCAUUCAAUGGUGCAUAGACCACAGAGAUUAUCAUGUAGAUUAGUUUACGUGACAUAUACUUCACAAAAAAAAAUUCAUGUUCUUUCCUUCCUUUUCAUCUGAAGUCUUUCACUGACGCCUCAGUAUCUACCUUCUGAUUUUAAACUUCAUUAAAUACCUUUUGAUUUUAAACUUCAUGAAAUACCUUCUGUAGGAUAGUGAGAAUUGCAGGUAAAAUCCUGCUAAUCAGAUCUUAGCAAUGACUUCAGAUGGGCCAGGAUUUAUGCUGUGUAGCUUUCUUAAACUUCGGCAUAAUGUAGGGAGAUAUUGAGUUGUUCUAAGCCAUGGACAUAUAAAAAAGUAUGAUCUCCAUAUGGUGCUCUUUUUCCAACUUAUAUUCGACACCUUUCUUCAUCUUUGUAUUCAUUUCUACAAUAUUCCUAACUAUUUUCAGCAUUGAAAACCUCCUGUUUAGGAAAGAUCAGAAAUGUAUUUAAGCAUCAGCCUCUAAUGUUUUGAUGUAGUCUUUAAUAAAUUGUUCAUAUAAAAGUGAUUCUUAAUUGUGCUAUAUAUGCCUUCUUGAAUGGUUUAAUAUAGAGUAUGACCUUAUAAAGUUGAUUCAUGACAAUACGUAGGAAUAGGCAUUUGGAAGGAAAUUCCUAGUUCUCAAGUGACAUUUUCUACUGUUGAUGGUAACACUGCAUUUUAAAGCAGUUGGAUUUCUUAGGGUCGGUCUUUUUUUUUCCCCCUUCGCCCCACUAUUCCCACUGGAAAAGACUGUUCCAAAACAGAUAAGGUGAAUCACCUCAUUUCACAGCUGUGCCUAGAAUGUCUAAAGGCCAAAUCCUGGCAUCAGGGCAUGGCUGAUACAAAGGGAAAUGAGAUUGAGAAACCGCAUCCUCCACAUCAGCUGCCAAAGAGAGUCAGUGAGGCCAUUGUGAACAGCAGUUGAUACGCAUCAUUUCUCUCACUUCUCACUAGGCAGGAUUUGAGAAGAGAGGCAGCUGAACAUACCCUCAUAACCUCUACAUGAGGAGCUAAGGUGAUCAGCUAGUAGGAUCUCUGUGCACAAAGGGUUUGUUGCAUAAAUGGGUGUUCUGCUCUACUGGGCUAUCUUACUAGUAUCUAUAAGCAUAUAUUUCUUGAAAUAAUAGUAUGUCAAGAUAGCUAUGUCACACUGCUCUCAAAAUUAACAGCCUUGGAGAAAUUGUGCAGUAUGCUGCAUCUCCUAAUUCCCAGUAAGCAACAUUAAUAACACUUAGCCAGGUUCAUGUUAAUGGACAGAUUGCAAUGCAUAGUUAGCAAGGGAUUGCAUGGAAACCUUUUUAUGACCAAAGUGAACCUAUCUUUUUUUAUCCAGGAAUAAAUGUUCAUUUUAAAUCUAGAUGUAGCUACUGGUCUUACUGGUACUUGCACUCUUCACAGUAGUUACCUUAAUGGAUAUUUGGAUAUUUCUGUGAUUAUUAAAUACAUUCCAAUGAAAAUAAAUUGUGACACUUUCAAUAAAUUACAAGUUAAAGUAGAUUCUAUAUUAGCAAUAUUUAUGAAUUGAGUUCUAGCUUAAUCUGAAGGAAAAUUAUACAAAUAAGUUUUCUGCACCAUAGAGGAGGGCUUCAUAAAUCACAGUUUCCAAGCAGGCAAACGGGCUGCAGUUGUAUGUAAAGGAUUGGUUAAAUAUGUUUUUGAACAAAAACAUUGAAAGCUUUUCUGAAAUUUAAAUUUUGUUUCAUAAUUUUUUGUUUUAAAAUGUGCUCAGAGAUACUGUAUUAUUUAUUAUCAAACAGUUUACAAUUGAAAUUCAUGCUGAACUUUUUGUAGAUGAUUUAGCGUAGCUCAUAAAAAUGUGUUACUCUAUGUUUGUUAUCAUGGCAACUUAGGAAACAAACAUCUGCAAAGCUCUUACUGUGUUAACUUGCUCAGACAGAUUUCGACAUUGCUAGUGCAUAGUGAGCUUUACAAGGCCAUGCAAGUGGCACAUUAACAUUUGGCAUGGAGAGCUCUUUAGCCUUGCUUUCAUGACUGCACUCCUUAAUAGUAUAUGGUGGUAUUGGUGCAGGCAUUGAAGUAUCUGGUAUUGUAAGCUGUUGAUAGCUUUCUAGUGGUCCUGGGUGUAUAGAUGUUAGUAAGUGACUGAUCCUUUGAAUUCUCACAUUCAGAAGACCUGAUCUUGUGAAUUCUUAGGUCACCAUAGUCAGUAAUACUGACUAAAAAGUGGAGUGUAGCAAUGGCUGUAGCAAGAUAAACUGUGGAGAACCUGCUUGCUGGAUAACCCUAGCUCUGUUACAGGAACUUGCUAUUAUGAUCAGGCCUGCAACUGGUAGUGGGUUUGGAGCUUCUAAAAUGUAUAAUACAUUCUGUGUCAUGUUGUAUCAACUGAAACAUGUUAUUUUUUUAUUCACAGUUCUCUUGCUUCUCUGUUCAGUUUUGAAUGUAUUUUAUGUUGUUUCAGUUGGUGGCUUUGUAAAAGUGUUAGUACAGAAAAAUUUAUCUGAGUGUACCAUGUACAGAAAUGUACAUAAGGAUUCUUAAUAAUGUAAAUGCACUGCAGCUGCUCAUUAAUGUAUUUGUUAUUUUUUCUCACAUGCAUCAUAAGCAGUUUAUACAGAUAAAAAACACACAGAAUGGUACUUUUAAUAACAUUUGCAAAGCUUAAAAGAUUUGUUGAGCUGUAGACUUAGAUACAUGUUUUAGAGAUUGUUAAUACUGUAGCACUGUAGAAAUUCAUCAUCAAUUAAAAGACAUGUUCUAAACUGUG